Molecule: messenger RNA, 2589 nt
Organism: Centropristis striata (black sea bass)
Lineage: Eukaryota; Metazoa; Chordata; Actinopteri; Perciformes; Serranidae
Gene: spsb1
Product: splA/ryanodine receptor domain and SOCS box containing 1
Exons: 3
Coding region: 347-1168 (273 amino acids)
Biological process (GO): intracellular signal transduction; proteasome-mediated ubiquitin-dependent protein catabolic process
Cellular component (GO): SCF ubiquitin ligase complex
Molecular function (GO): protein binding
Source: RefSeq, a predicted model, not a curated record
AGAUGUUAGAGGGCAGCCAUCAUCAUUUCACCUAAUUCAUGUCCAGCCCGAAAUGCUAAAAGGUAAGACGACGGGGAAACGGAAAACUACGAUGGAGUAGGUGAAGACUCAGAAGUCUCAACCGGUCUCAUCUUCUCUGUUGUCUCCCAACUUACCAAGGAAGGCUGCAAACAACACCUGGUGUGACCUCGGCUGUCUGCCCCUUGUGACAAGGGGGAGCAACAAACCUGCUUCUUGGGUUGCAGGAGCACAGUGGAGGAGAGGGUUUGAGGCUGAUUACUCCCCCCAUUGGUCUUUGAGGAGGGGGGAGGAGGAGGACAAGGAAGCUGCUAUAACCACCCAGAGCAUGGGGCAAAAAGUCCCAGGUGGCAUUAAAACCAUUGAUAUGCGAGAUCCAGCGUUCAGCCCCCUGAAGCUGGAGCUACAGGCCCUGAGUCACACCAAGCCGUCUCGACUGGAUCUGCUGCUGGACAUGCCACCUGCCAGCGUGGACGUCCAGGUCCAGCACUCGUGGAACAAUGAUGACCGCUCCCUCAACAUCUUUGUCAAGGACGACAACAAGCUGGUGUUUCACAGGCACCCUGUGGCGCAGAGCACGGACGCCAUACGGGGGCGUGUUGGCUAUACAAGGGGACUGCAUGUGUGGGAGAUCAGCUGGGCUAUGCGUCAGAGGGGCACGCAUGCAGUGGUCGGAGUGGCGACGAUUGACGCCCCGUUACACUCGGUGGGCUACACAGCUUUGGUAGGAAGCAACGCCGAGUCCUGGGGCUGGGACCUGUGCAGGAGUAAACUGUACCACGAUGGCAAGAACCUCCCUGGGAAAACCUACCCAGCCUUCCUGGAGCCAGACGACACCUUCAUAAUACCAGACUCGCUCUUAGUAGUGUUGGACAUGGAUGAGGGGACUCUGGGUUACAUAGUGGAUGGACAUUAUCUAGGGGUGGCAUUCAGAGGACUUAAGGGCAGGAAGCUGUACCCAGUGGUGAGCGCCGUCUGGGGACACUGUGAAAUAAGAAUCCGGUACAUAAAUGGACUUGAUCCUGAACCCCUCUCUCUGAUGGACCUGUGUAGGCGUUCGGUGAGGGUGGCAUUAGGAAGAGACCGUCUGGGUGAAAUCCAUAGACUGCCCCUGCCGGCCUCUCUCAAGAACUACCUGCUCUACCAAUGACAGCGCUGACAGUCGCAACACACUCAGCACACCCUUGUCUCUUUCUCGUGUUUCUCUGGGAUCCUUCUUGGGUUGAACCCGCUCGACCACAUUGCUCCAGGACUGACUCAGCCUUCGACAAGUAUGCUUCUGUGUCAGUGACUGGAUGCUGUUUGAGUUUCUUAUCCUGUUUUUAUGACUCUUUGCAAUUGUAUUCUCUAACUUUAUAAAAUCAGGAAUCACUGAGCACUAUGCACAUGCUGAUCCGGACGAUGCCCUGACAGCCACCAUGUUGGUGUACCUCCUCCAGUUUGUAGGUUAAUGUGGCAUAUGUGGUCAGUAUCUCUGCGGUGAACUCCAGACUUUAUGAUUAAGAAUUUCUAUCAGGUAGCAUUUUAAAUUGAUGUGUUAUUGGUUCUGCUAAAACAAAAGCGUGUGUGAUGGCAAUUAAACUCUUAUGUUGGUGCAGAUAUGCACUGCCAGUAUCUGACCACAAGGUGGCAGCACACGCAUCUCGACCUGCACAUUGUCUAAAGAUGAGAAUUAUAAACAUGAAAUCCUAGUUGCUUUUAGAAAUUGUGGCUUUUAAAUGGAAACUAAAUAGCCACACAGAAAGGAGAUGCUGACCACUCCACAGUGAGUCUGUAGUGCAGUGUGGAUGAAUGCACUGUGAGGCAGCUGAAGAUCAGCUCCGACCCCUCACUGCACUAUCAGGUUUCCCUGCUUACCAUCAAGGAACCUGUCAGGAAAAACAUCGGCAGAUAUUUUAACGGAAGGAUAAUGUCACUGUGAUUAUUUGUAGCAUGCAUCUGCAGGAAAUUUUCUCAAUACAAUCACAAUGUCUUUUUUUAAAAAGUUCUCUGUCACUCCUGCUUUUCGUAGUGCAUUAGUUUUCAAACACAUGCUGUCAGGGCCCAAGAGUGCUGUUUUUUUUUUCUUUUUUAAUUCAACCAGUCUCUCCAUCAGCUGAUUUCACUGGUUUGCACAUAUUCAGCCAGAGAAUGAAAACUAACCAAUGAAAUAUCCACUGAAGUGGUUCUCUGUAAUGAAAACCUGCUACUCUUGGGUCUCACCGGUACAUAGCUGAGAACCAUUGAUGUAGUGUUUGUGUUUUAUAAUGUAAAUGGGGGGGAAAGGGUCUUUGGUAAACAGACUAUGUAGGCGAACGGCAAACUUCAGAUUAAAUGCACCAUAAAGACAGAAAAAAAGACAAUCCACAAAGUGCUGCACAAAUAUAAUAAAAGAUCAGAUUGCCAACAUAUUGUCAAAUGCCAUAUCAUAGACCUGUUAACUAGUAUUUUAAACUUUGCAGAUGUCCUUUUUUCAGCUGGAUAAGGACACUGUGCAACACCUUAUUUUCCUUGCUUGCAGCUUCCAUUUUAUUUGUAUUCCUUGUUGUAGAUUUGUUUGUAAGUAUCUAUUAAAGUUUAUUUCAAAGUAUA